Molecule: messenger RNA, 546 nt
Organism: Microthlaspi erraticum
Lineage: Eukaryota; Viridiplantae; Streptophyta; Magnoliopsida; Brassicales; Brassicaceae
Source: the annotation of a GenBank genome assembly
AUGAGUAGCACAAUCGCUAUGUCACCGGCGAUCGCCGCCGCCGUUCGCCCUCUAGCUUCUCACGACUGUCUCUCCGCUUCCGCCACUGCUGCUACUGGCCCCAUGGCGCUCAAAUCCUGCAUCGUCUCACCUCUCUCGCUUUUCGCCUCUCAAGCUCGAACCAAAACAGCCAGCACAAGAAGAUCUUCCACGAUGACGAUUCGAUGCGAUGUAGCUGUAAAAUCCGCGGAUUCGGUAGACGCAGAAGCCGAUCCUUCGUCUUCGCCGUCAUCGGAGGAGGAGAUCGAAGCGGAAGCGAAGGCGAAGGUAGGAUCUACGGUUAGGGUAACAGCGCCGUUGAAGGUUUAUCAUGUAAAUCGCGUGCCGGAGGUAGAUUUGGAAGGGAUGGAAGGGAAACUGAAAGAUUACGUCGCCGUAUGGAAAGGGAAACGGAUAUCAGCUAAUCUUCCGUAUAAGGUGGAGUUCUUCAAAGAGAUUGAAGGUCGUGGUCCUGUCAAAUUCGUCGCACACCUCAAGGAAGACGAGUUCGAGUUCAUCGAUCCGUGA